CAUAUUAGUUCCAGGCCACUACUGCUACUAAAGAGAGUAUCAGGACAUCUUCGACUAUGAUACCUAUCGAGGCAGCUACUGAUGCUCAUGAGAGUAUCACAACAUCUCCGACUAUGGUGGUCGAUCCUUCUACUAAGUUCUAACGGAAGGAGAAGUAGGACAAUCCGAGGAGGAGCUUAUAGCAGCAACAUGUGAGAGGAUAGAGGAUAGCAACGAUGAUAUUAUCAUUUCUGAGAGAAUUUAGGACUGAGAAGGAGGCAAAGUAUAUGUACUCUAUCACACCGGAAGCAUGGAAGGCAACCCUAAAAACUCCAGAGUUUGAUAGGUCAAAACACCACCCAUUUGGCGAAUCAGUGUACGUUCUACCAAAGACUCUGUCGACAAAACUCGACGAUACGGCUCUGCAAGUGGUUGAGUUCAUCUUCAGUACCACUGCUAAAGACAAGUAUGUUGUCUGGGGAGUUAUUUAAUCACCAAUUUCAAUUUGUCGCACACACAUUUCUAACCUGGUUUUCAUUUGUGUUUUACAAUGGCAAAUUUGUCGUGGAU
Linum tenue is the source of this 549-nucleotide messenger RNA. The record is from the annotation of a GenBank genome assembly. Lineage: Eukaryota; Viridiplantae; Streptophyta; Magnoliopsida; Malpighiales; Linaceae.